Molecule: messenger RNA, 412 nt
Organism: Anisakis simplex (herring worm)
Lineage: Eukaryota; Metazoa; Nematoda; Chromadorea; Rhabditida; Anisakidae
Source: the annotation of a GenBank genome assembly
GCUGAUCGAUAUAAACGGUGAUGGAUCAUCAGAAGAACUAACCGAUUAUACGCAUAAUUGGUUUUUCAUUGAUCAGCUGCAAGCAUUUGAGGUGUGGCUGAAAUACGGCGUCGAGCAACGACAACCACCCCAACAGUUGCCUGUUGUGCUGCAAGUAUUGCUCAGUCAGGUGCACCGCGUGAAAGCACUCGAACUACUCGCAAGAUUCUUGGACUUGGGCUCGUGGGCCGUUGGGCAUGCACUCUCGGUUGGUAUAUUCCCGUACGUUCUGAAGUUACUGCAAAGUGCCACAAAAGAAUUGAGGCCGUGGUUGGCAUUCAUUUGGGCUAAAAUAUUGGCCGUUGAGCCAAGUUGUCAGGUGGAUUUGAUUAAAGACAAAGAUCGCGGGUACGUUUUUCAUGUUUCAUUCUGA